AUGAGGGCUAAGAAUGCGAGUGUGGCGGAGGAACUACUGGAGGAAAGAAUUUCAUCGUUACCGUAUAAGCAGCAGGCCAGUGUUCGCGCAUGCUUCCAAGCUUCAAAAAGAGCCAGUAGGAAGGGCAUGUGCUACAAUCAGGAAUGGAUACUUGAAUGUAUCCUGAUUAAACUGAAAAGCCCUCGACUUUAUCAGCACAUCAGAAAGAACGAGAUCCUCGUAAUGCCCAGCAAGACCACUCUGAAAAGGUACAUGAAGUCGUAUCGGUCGACGUUCGGUUUUAAUGUCAAAGCAUUGGGCAUCCUAAAGAAAAACGCCAGCAGCAUGACAGACCUCGAGAAACAUGGUGGAUUGUUGGUAGACGAAAUGAAGUUAUCAGAGCACUUCAGUGUGACGGCCUCUGGACAAAUUCAAGGUUUUGUUAACCUCGGAGAAUUCACAAGGCCCGAGGACCGGUACCAGCAGUGUGAUCACGGGAUGAUCAUUAUGUUUGUUCCAUUCGCAGGAAAAUGGAGCCAGAUUGUUGGCGUUUUUGCUACCAAAGGAAAUGUUAAAGGAGAUAUGCUGCUGAAAAUUCUUCUUGAAGCAGUGAUCCUAGUUGAACAGGCAGACUUGUUCGUUGAUCACAUCACGUGUGACGGGGCCUCUUGGAACCGGAAGAUGUGGAGACUAGCUGGAGUUUCCGCGUCUUCUAAAGAAAUAAAAUGUGCUAUACAGCACCCUGUCAACGAAAAGAGGAAACUGCACUUCAUCUCCGAUUUUCCCCAUCUGCUUAAAUGCCUGCGAAACGGGUUACUCAAGAAUGGCUUUGCAACACCAAAGGGAAUGGAAGAUCAACAGACUGAUCACCGUGAUGACAUCAAGAUAGCGCGUCGAAGCACUCAGGCCAGCUUCCUCUGA
Molecule: messenger RNA, 900 nt
Organism: Dermacentor albipictus
Lineage: Eukaryota; Metazoa; Arthropoda; Arachnida; Ixodida; Ixodidae
Source: RefSeq, a predicted model, not a curated record